CUCUCUCUCUCUCUCUCUCUCUCUCUCUCUCUCUCUCUCUCCCCUCACUAUUCUCUCAUUUCCAAAUUUUGUUCAACAAUAUCGCUCUAGAAGUUCCUUUUUUGGGAUUAAUUUGUUGCAAUUUCGGAUCUGAAAUCGGGUUUGGACUAAAUCCGUUUUCGAGUUUGUUGACUUUUUCUGAGUUUUGAAGUUAAGAGAUUUUUCGAUGUCUUCAACGUAUUGGUGUUAUAGAUGCAACAGAUUUUACAGAGUAUACAACGAGGAUUCAGUUACAUGCCCCGAUUGUAACACCGGAUUCGUCGAAGAAGUCGAGGCUCCGACCCGAUCCUCUCUCUCCGGGUCCCGCCGACGCCGUUUACCCGCGCCGCGCAAUUCCGAUCAGUCUCCAGGAACGGGUCCUAUUUCCGGGACGGGUCAUGGUUCUGGGUCAAGUCCAGGUCUUCGCCGGAACCGGAGGAAUGGAGGCGGUGAUCGGUCACCGUUUAAUCCCGUCAUCGUCCUUCGUGGUGGAGGAGGGGGGGGAGGGGGAGGGGGAGGGGGAGGAGGAGGGGGAUUUGAACUAUAUUAUGAUGAUGGAGCUGGGUCGGGCUUAAGACCCUUACCGGCUACUAUGUCGGAGUUUUUACUUGGGUCGGGUUUUGACAGGCUGUUGGAUCAGCUUGCUCAAAUUGAAGCCAAUGGUAUUGGAAGAAUGGAGAAUCCUCCAGCUUCAAAAGCAGCAAUAGAAUCAUUGCCCACAAUUGAGAUACUUAAUGACCAUAUUGCCACUGAAUCAUACUGUGCAGUGUGUAAGGAGCCAUUCGAGUUAGGUACCGAGGCACGGGAAAUGCCAUGUAAGCAUUUGUACCAUUCGGAUUGCAUACUCCCAUGGCUCUCAUUGCGCAAUUCGUGCCCCGUCUGUAGGCACGAAUUGCCCACAGAGUCACAGGACGUUGUCGAUUCGAACGAACAGAACGUUGUAGUAGGAAAUGAAGAGGCAGUGGAGGAGGAAGCUGUUGGAUUGACAAUAUGGAGAUUACCUGGUGGUGGUUUUGCUGUUGGGAGGUUAGGAGGGAGGAGGGGUGGUGGGGAGAGAGCACUUCCUGUUGUGUACACUGAAAUGGAUGGUGGGUUUAAUAAUAGUAGUAAUAAUAAUAAUGGGGUUACAAGGAGGAUUUCUUGGGGCUCUAGAGGGAGCGAAUCGCGGAGAAAUGGUGGAUUGAGGAGGUUUUUUGGCAACUUGUUUUCGUGUUUUGGUGGUGGUGGUGGUGGUUCUUCUUUAACGUCUAGUUCCACUAGUUCAGAUUCUAGGAUAAUAAAUCGAAGCGGGAGUAGUUCGAUGUCUUCUGUAUUUUUAGCUACAGCGAGAAGGCGUAGAGGUUGGGGUGGGAACUAACCUGUUAGUUAAGUGGAGAAGGGUAGAGGGGCAGGGACCAUCUUUCCCGAGUUUUCAAUGGUUGUGGUUGGUCCAAAGGAUUUGCCACAGACGGAUUUCUUUGAUCAUAAAGAAAAAAAAGAUGGUAACUUGAAUACUGGUGGAUGACAAGUUUAUCGUCAUUGUAAAUAACUGGAUGUUAAUAUUGGCUCUUAAUUGGCACGCAAGAAUUUAUUUUUGAUAUCUGUGAAGAUGAUAUAAAAGGGGAGGAUGACACUGGAAUAUUAGUGUAAGAAUUGACUUCUGGCAAGAAGGUAGACUGCCUCAACUCUCAAGUGCCAAAUGUGCCUUUGAACUUAAAGAGAGCCCGCAAUGUAAUUCUUUCUUAUAUUCUCUUAUCUUUACGUUUUGAAGCUUUUAGUUUAAGUUUAUAUUCAGUCCCCUUUGUUCCAAUAGUCUAUUGAAACUUACGAAGCUUACAUGAAUUAUGAGUUUCUUGUAUCUGGACUUCUUCACUUUUUAUUGGAAAUUCAGGUAUGUCCCGCAAUACGGGACCCUGCAUUUAGUCUUGGCUUGUUUAUUAAAGACUUCCUUUUGAUCAUGUAAUUAAAUUGUUCAUCGAAGAUUAUAAAUAGCAAAUUGUUUCCUUAUA
This is a messenger RNA of Nicotiana attenuata, 2006 nucleotides long. Its product is annotated as probable E3 ubiquitin-protein ligase RHC2A. The coding region runs from base 206 to 1375 and encodes 389 amino acids. Gene Ontology annotation, molecular function: ubiquitin protein ligase activity. The transcript has a single exon. Lineage: Eukaryota; Viridiplantae; Streptophyta; Magnoliopsida; Solanales; Solanaceae. Gene Ontology annotation, cellular component: cytoplasm. The record is from RefSeq and is a predicted model, not a curated record. Gene Ontology annotation, biological process: protein ubiquitination.